Messenger RNA from Babjeviella inositovora NRRL Y-12698, 675 nucleotides. RefSeq lists its product as uncharacterized. Gene Ontology annotation, biological process: vesicle fusion; endoplasmic reticulum to Golgi vesicle-mediated transport. The record is from RefSeq and is a predicted model, not a curated record. The coding region runs from base 1 to 675 and encodes 224 amino acids. Gene Ontology annotation, molecular function: SNAP receptor activity. Lineage: Eukaryota; Fungi; Ascomycota; Pichiomycetes; Serinales. Gene Ontology annotation, cellular component: SNARE complex; Golgi membrane; Golgi medial cisterna. The transcript has a single exon.
AUGUCAUCUACGUUCCCCCAAACCAGAGCGCAAGCGGUGGCUUUGGAACAGCAAACUGAUACCGCCUUGUUAUCCUAUGCGUCUUUUGCUCAAAGCACCUCGUCUUCAGCCACCGCCGAAGAGUUGUCCCUCGAGAGACAGGUGGAUACACUUUUACACAAACGUGAUGAGAUUAUUGGGAUCUUGACACGUACGCUCGAGUCCGAUAAAACCUUGCCUGCUUCCAAGGUGAGCCAGCUAGCCAGACACAAGGAACUGCUCACAAACCACUGGCGUGACUUCGGGCGCAUCAGGGGGUCCAUACAGCAGGAACGUAACCGCAUGAACCUCUUGUUCUCUGUGAGAUCUGACAUUGAGGCACACCAGAAGCGUACGGAAUCCCACAACGAUACCCAUUUGGACGAAGACCAGUACAUGAUGGGCGAAUCCCGGAGGGUCGGAGAUGCCAACGGCGUUGCCGAUAGAUUGUUGGCGCAGGCAUACGAGACGAGAGAAGAGUUGUGGAGACAGAGAGGCGUUCUCGGGUCUGCCUCCUCGAGAUUGGGCGGUGUCAUCAGUACUAUUCCUGGUAUUAAUGUGGUGGUCAAGAAGAUCAACACCAGGAGAAAAAGAGACGCUGCUAUCUUGUCUGGGUUGAUAACCUUGUGUAUUCUCCUCUUGUGGUUUACCACGUAG